AUGGCAUCAACCACACACACAGACUUUGGAGCUAACACCGAAGCCAUCGAAGUUGCCAAAGCCUUUUCUAACAGUAUCCGUGGCAAAACAGUCCUCAUCACUGGAGUCAACCGUGGAGGUAUUGGCUUUGCAACCGCGCAGGGCUUUUCCACUCAGUCUCCGGCCCAUGUCAUCCUCGCCGGCCGCAGUCCUUCCAAGGCAAAGGAGAGCAUCGAUGAACUCAAGGCCAAGUUCCCAGAUGUCGACUACCGAUUCUUGGAGGUCGACCUCUCUAGUCAGGAAUCCGUCCGCAACGCAGGCAAAGAAGUCCUUUCUUGGUCUGACAUUCCUGCUAUUGAUUUUAUCAUUAACAGCGCUGGCGUCAUGGCUGUUCAAGAGCGUACUCUAACCAAGGAUGGCAUUGAAAUGCAUCUCGCAACCAACCAUAUCGGUCACUGGCUCCUCGGCUGCCUCCUAAUGCCCAAGCUCAUCAAAGCUACCGAAAACAAACCAAAGGGUUCUGUUCGUAUCGUCAAUGUCACUUCUGCCUCUCCCAUGGGAUCAAAUAUGCGCUGGAGCGACAUGAAUUUUGACAAAAAGAACAAAGACCUUCCCCAGGAGGAGCAGCCAAACUACGAGCUACUUAAACUCUGGGGAUAUGAAAACAGCGAAGAAGCUGCCUAUGUUCCCCUCGAUGGGUAUAAUCGCAGCAAAGUCGCCAACGUCCUUUUCGGCAUCGAGGCUAAUAAGCGUCUUUUCGAAAAGCACGGCAUCCUUACUCUUGCUGCUCACCCUGGCGUCAUCAUGACGACUGAAUUAGGGAGAGAUUUUCCCAAAGAGACGUUGGAGGCUGCUGAGAAGCUGGGCUCGAUGGGGUUCUAUACUCGCAAGUCGGUGGACGCUGGGGCUUCGACUAGUCUUGUUGCUGCGUUGGAUCCGAAGCUUGCGAAUGGUGUUGGAGAGACUUAUGAAGGGAGUGAGAAUUACGGAGCGUAUCUCGCUGAUUGUCAGAUCAGUACUGGAGCGAAGCCUCUGGCUGUUUCUAGCAGUGAGGCUAAGAAACUGUGGAAUUUCUCUGAGGAGGUAACUGGACAGAAGUUUUCGUGGUAG
Messenger RNA from Fusarium subglutinans, 1089 nucleotides. Its product is annotated as double substrate-specificity short chain dehydrogenase reductase 2. The transcript has 2 exons. The record is from RefSeq and is a predicted model, not a curated record. Bases 1 to 1089 code for a protein of 362 amino acids. Lineage: Eukaryota; Fungi; Ascomycota; Sordariomycetes; Hypocreales; Nectriaceae.